Molecule: messenger RNA, 3665 nt
Organism: Polyodon spathula (Mississippi paddlefish)
Lineage: Eukaryota; Metazoa; Chordata; Actinopteri; Acipenseriformes; Polyodontidae
Product: protein INSYN2B-like
Exons: 4
Coding region: 1601-3004 (467 amino acids)
Biological process (GO): inhibitory postsynaptic potential
Cellular component (GO): postsynaptic density
Source: RefSeq, a predicted model, not a curated record
GCAGAUCCACACAGCAGAUUUUAAAAGGGUUUUUUUUUUCAGAUCACCAGUCAUCUGAUGAAAGGACCUAUGUGGUCUGGAAAGUUUGUGGGCUAAACUCACAUAUUGUACCAAAACACUUUUUUAAAAGGAUAUGAAUCAAGGUCAGUGUUUUUGAGACCUGGAUCAAAUUUGGAGGCAAAGGAGAGAAUUGGGGACACACACCUGCUGUUGAGACAUCAGAACGGAGGCAGUCUAUCCAUCAACACUUUGACUGUCUUGAGCGUAGCACAACGCAACAUAGCCGAUUUGGCUGACCUGGACUGAACCUUCAUUCCUCAGGUGGUACAUUUCUGUAGCAUGUAACGUCAGUUAACAACUCGCUCAAUUCCAAGAAAGUGUCUUUUUUCAUUAGACUGUAAGAUUGGCUGCUAUCAUCAGUUUCAACACCACCCAACUCAAGAACUGUUCACACUGUUAAUUAAAAUAUCUUAAUGUUUACAUCAGCUAUACUGGAGUCAACACAUAAGCUGAAAAGUAGACCCCACCCAGCAAGGAACGAGUUUUCAGCAUUCACCUCAUCGAAGCAACACUGGAUAUGAAAACUCAGGAAAACAAAGAUGGUUCAGAGCUCUGGGAUAUACAAUUAUCAAAUAAAAACAAUUCAAAUAACCACAAAAUAAGCCUCUUGCUUUGUCCUGGUGGAUUAUCUUCUGGUAAGGAAGGAUGUCGCCACAGAAUCUGAUAGAUAAGGAUAUCAAUCCAAUAGCAGCACUCAAUAUGUGCUGCAAAAGACUCAUCACACUUUUUAACAAUCAUCGUAUCAGCUUCCUACACUCAUUAGAAAAAAGCAUGAAGUGAGUAACUCCAUUUUGAUUUCCCAGCUAUCAGGAACUGCUUGGACAGCUAGUACUUAUUUAUUUGAUUUAUUUCAAAAACUGGUAAAUAAGAAACGUUAAAAUAAGACCAUUUAAAACAACCCAACUGUUUUUGAUGUGUUUACAAUUCAGAUUGUACUUGGUGAUGAAUCAUUUAAUAUCAAAUCUAUUUAGGAUUCAUCUAAGAUUAUUACCAGCGACAAAGCAACCAAGCAAAUUAAUCCGAUAUCAUUACAAGUGACUAAAACAACUAUUAAAAAAAAGACAGAUUCAGACUGUUAUUUCACUGUGUAUGUUGCUAAAUCUUUGUGCCACCUGUUUCUGAAGGAAUAUUUCACAAGCAAACGGUUUUACACACCUACCCAUUUGGAUAUUGAGAACAGAACAAUGUCCCCAGUACAGCUACUUGUAAAUAUCCAGUGACAGCCUUGCUGAGAGGAGAUACAGUUAUCAAAAAGCUGUUCCCAGAGACAUGUCUAUCUAACACUUAGCUGUCUUAACUGGACUGACUCAAUAACCUUUUUCAGCGUUUUUGCACUUAGCUCCUUUCUUCCCUGCAUCCCUACUGUGCUGGCAAUGUGUGUGUCCCUGCCUGUCUCGUUGGCACAGUUUUUGAGCACCCGCUCCUGCCUCAGCGACUCCUGUAGUAACAGCGCCCCUGACCUGUGGGGGUAGGAGCACGGAGGAGGCAGAGGAGGGAGGCGGAGACUGCUUUCCAAAUUCGUGCCCCUAUUCGGUCAGGAAUGGGCAGGAAGGAGACCAAUCCAGUACCAGAGCUAGGCUACCUCUCUGCAGCCGAUCAGGGUUGGAAAGGAGGAGGCUUUGAGGAGAUGAAGGAGGGAAAGUCUCAUUCUGGGCAGGUGCGAUUCCAGGAGGGGAGUAGUGAAGGAAGGGAAACAUCUCUGGGGUUCUCACUACAGCGAUGGGGCUCCCUAACUUUUCCCCUGGCACCCGGCCUGCGGAAUGUAGCAAUCCAAACCUCACCCAGCCUAAAAGUGCAGUACCCUUCCUUUAGAAGGAGGAGACGAGCUGAAUUACCCGCUCCCACACAGGCAAGCCAAUCAGGGCAGUUUGCAGGAGUAGGGCCAGUCACCAGGAGGAGCAGCAUCCAGGCAUCAUGUAAUAGAGGGGCUGUGGACCCCAAGGACAAAGUGAGAGGGAUUUCGUGUGAUAUCAAAGGAAUUGCUGGCAACCAAGAUGGAUUGAGAGGCGUUUCUAGUCAUGUUAAAGAGUGUAUGGCCUCUCAGGUCAGAAUGGGGGUAGUUAUUCAAAGAGAAAGGUUUAAAGCAGUCACCAAAAAGGCAGCAACAGCACCUCCUACAAACAGUUCACCACUGUGCCAGCCCAAAUUGGCAGAGUCUCUGCAGAAAGUUGACAGUGCCCAUAGGGUCUGCCUUGAACCUGUUGUCAUACAUACUAUAACCAGCCAGUCAGGUCAGAGACAGAGAGGAGAUUCUGAUGAACACAGAGCCGCCUCCCACAGGCAUGAGGAGUGUACUGGGGCUCCAAGCUCAACACAGCAGCUGAAGCCUUCAAUGACCCUUUCCUCCCUGCUCCAGCAUGGCAACUACAAAGGUUCUGGUCUUCUAGGUUGGAAGGGAACCUAUCCCAGGAGAAGGGAGGGCGCUUCGGGCCAUGGACAGGACCAAGACUCCUCUACUCCACACUGCCACGUAGAGGUGCCGCAUCAUGGGCCUGGAACAGCGGCCCUGAACUCUCCCCCUUCUCCCAUGGCUAACAGGAGUCCUGCAGCGUUGGAGGGCAGGCUGCACACCGUGGAGGAGUGCCUCCACUCCAACCAGGAGAAGAUCAAAAUGCUGCUCAAUGUCAUCCAAGACUUGGAGAGGAGCAAGGCACUCAGCGAGGGACGACGUUCCUACCGAACAGGCCAGGACCUCAAUAACUGCACCACCUGUCAGAAAACAGCCUGCAUCGUUUACAGUGUUGAGCACGACUUCAGGCAACAGGAGUGUGGAUUUCAGGGGGUCAUGCAAUCACUGGAGAAGUCACUGGAAAAGGAGGCACAGAGUCCCCCAAAACCGCCACCCCUAAAAACAGAGCCAGCCACACCACCCCAGUCCACUGUGGGACACCGAGCCAAGAGCAAGUCUAAAAAACUGCGGAAGAAAUGCUUCUGGUGGCUGUAAACAUUCUGCUUCUGCUUCGUAGGUACCCCAUCACAGAGCAAUCAACUAUACAUUCAUUCUUCAUCUUUUAACUGUAUCAGUCAAGGAAGACAACUUCGGUCCUUCCAGUCCACAUUCUUUGUUCCAACAAUGUCUUUAAUUAUUAACCUGAAACCAAUUAAACUUCUAGCUAAGUUUCAGUUCACAGCACCCAUAAGAGCAAGAUGAGAGAGUUUACUGGUGGAAAGCCAGCACCAUUGACUUGUGCUUUAUAGAGUCAUUCAUAGUUAAACAAAGAGAUUUUUUGUUCUCUUUACAAGUUAAUAUAGAUUUUAAUUGAUUUGUUUUAAAUGUUUAAUCCCGAGUUAAAUUGUUAAAUCCAGUAUAUUACAGAGCAAUGUGUUUAAUGUUUUUUUUAAUUUCAAUUUGUUAUGAAGCAAAGCACAAGGCUGAGACAACCAAACUUUUGUUUCUUAAAAUCAAACUUUAUACAUGUUCAAGCUAAUUGUAUUGUGGCUCCUCCCCUGCUGUUAAUAUCAUCCAAUCCUGUUCCUGAAACUGUCAAAGAUGGGGGGUGGCUUCCUCCAGAGCAGUUUGAAUUAUUCAUGAGUGGGUUGAACGUCACGCCCAGCCCAGCUAUUCAAUGGGUGAAUCAACAUUACUGCCAACACACUACAGUGAU